GGAAACUAGUUAUUCCCAUUCUCCCAUUUGACUUCGAACGCAACAUUGCUAUCACGCUUGUCGCUGUCGUUAGGUGGCUAACGCUAGUUAGCUAACCUGUCACUUACAUCUACUUUCUAAUUACCAACCGGUAUAAUUAUGUCUUUUAAAAGGGAAGGCGAUGACAAGAGUCAACUGAACAUCCUGAAGAAACGUCGUGUGGCGGAUCUCCUGUCUAAUUUUAUACCGGAGGAUGAAGCAGCUCUGAUGAAGAAUGGAAGAUACACUUGCCUUGUGUGCUCCUACCGGCCUGUGUUUGAUACUGUUGACAUGCUGACAGUCCACAGGAAGGGGAAAAAGCACCUGGAAGGAUUAAAAGGAUUCUAUGGCAAGAAAGCACGACUGAAGAAUGAAAUAACGAAAAGACAACAUGAAAACUACGUCCAAACUGAAGACAAAAGACAGGAACCUUCGUGUUCAGCACCGUUACUGGAACAGACGAGGAAGCUUACACAUCACGCUUUAUUGAAAACUGUACCAUACAACAGCUGCCAUAGAAUAACCAGUACUAAAGGACAACAGCGCAUCGGCUCAGAUCCCAUCCACAACACAUCCAGCAAAGCGACAUCUGAACAGGAGAAAUCCCGUCAGAAAACUGAAGUUUCAAGCAGUUUAUCACAAAGCAGCUCUAGUGGCUGCACAGCAGACAAUAAAGGUUUACAUUCAUCUGAGGAUGUGACAGCAUUCCAGGCUGCAGUGAAACAGGAAGCAGAGCCUCUAACCGCCCAGAGGAGGAGAGAGCUGGAGCACUACCUCAAAUUGAAAAGUCAGGGGUGGCUGCAGGACCGGAGCGGCCAGUGGGUUAAAGACGAGAACGUGGAGUUUGAUUCUGACGAGGAGGAGCCUCCUUCACCUGCCCCCCAACCUGAAGGUCACUGAGAAAACUUAAGAACUGUGGGAAAACACGGAUUAAUCUUGCACCACAGUGGAACAUUCAGAAGUCACAUUGCUGUUUGAAACAGACGGAGCUCCAUGUGCAAAGGACUUAAAGAUACAUCAACCUUUCACCGAAUUACAAGGUUUUUCUUGUGCUGAACGCUCAUGUAGUGUUAGUUACCAGGUCAUCAGCUGCAAGUGUUGGUGCUUUUAUUGUGCUUUAAUUUAAUGAAAUAACAUGUCUUUAUGUUUUGUUAUACGAAAUUCAUUAUACUUGAACUUCCUGCAAAUGUUGGUACAACAUCAACGGACUUUAAAACAUAAAGAUUUGAAAAGAGAGUACUAUUUUUGAACAUGUGUUGUCUUUCCUCUUUCUUUCUUUGGUUUUCUCCAAUUGUCUGGAGGACAUUAAAGGAUAAUUCCAAUUUA
Messenger RNA from Acanthopagrus latus (yellowfin seabream), 1344 nucleotides. It is a transcript of the gene scnm1, whose product is annotated as sodium channel modifier 1. The coding region runs from base 139 to 918 and encodes 259 amino acids. The transcript has 8 exons. The record is from RefSeq and is a predicted model, not a curated record. Gene Ontology annotation, biological process: RNA splicing. Lineage: Eukaryota; Metazoa; Chordata; Actinopteri; Spariformes; Sparidae. Gene Ontology annotation, cellular component: nucleus.